UCCACGUGACCUUGGUUUCACCAUCCGAUCAACUCGAUACGAUUCUCCAUCUUUUCAGAUCAGCAUGUCAGUACACCCAGAGGUUCUGUGGGCUCAGCGCAGCAGCGCAUCAGACGAGGCAAAGAACGUCGUAUAUCUGACCGUCAACCUCCCAAACAUCGUCGAGUCUUCGCUAACAUGUGAAUUGGACUCAGAGCGUAUCAGUUUUGAAGCUGACGCUGGGAAUGCAGGUGUUCCUGUCAAACACUACGAGUUUUCUCUGCCUUUCUACAGCGAGAUUGUCCCAGAGCUCUCCACCAAACACCUCUCUGACCGCUUAUUUUUCAUUGUCCUCCGGAAGAAAGAAAAGCAAGAGGAAUACUGGCCUAGGUUAACAAAGGAGAAGGUCAGGAACGCCUUCAUUAAAACUGAUUUUAGCAAAUGGGUCGAUGAGGACGAGCAAGAAGGCGACAGCGGUCCAGUGGAAGACGAUUUUGGUAUGGGCGGCAUGGGCGGCAUGGGCGGUAUGGGCGGUAUGGGCGGUAUGGGCGGUAUGGGCGGUAUGGGUGGUAUGGACUUUGAGAAAAUGAUGAGCCAAAUGGGAGAUAUGGGAGGUCCGGGAAGUGGUGAUGAUGGAGGCGUUGGAGCUGAAGGAACUGAAGGAGCUGAUGAUGACAGUGGAUACGAUUCGGACGAUGGCCCACCCCCCUUGGAGGCAGUGGAACCUACAAAGUAGAUGCACCGCUCCGACCUGAAGUGUGUUAGCAAGCUAAGAGUCGAACAUAAAAUGUUGUGAUGUGUGCAUAUGGAUAGCUCACUGUGACCACCUAGUGUUAGUCAUUUCAUUGACAAUGCGGAG
This is a messenger RNA of Pisolithus orientalis, 838 nucleotides long. RefSeq names its product HSP20-like chaperone. The record is from RefSeq and is a predicted model, not a curated record. Gene Ontology annotation, cellular component: cytosol; nucleus. NCBI's taxonomy places the organism in Eukaryota, Fungi, Basidiomycota, Agaricomycetes, Boletales, Pisolithaceae. Gene Ontology annotation, biological process: chaperone-mediated protein complex assembly; protein folding. Bases 65 to 715 code for a protein of 216 amino acids. The transcript has 5 exons. Gene Ontology annotation, molecular function: Hsp90 protein binding; protein-folding chaperone binding.